Molecule: messenger RNA, 672 nt
Organism: Sclerotinia borealis F-4128
Lineage: Eukaryota; Fungi; Ascomycota; Leotiomycetes; Helotiales; Sclerotiniaceae
Source: the annotation of a GenBank genome assembly
AUGAAAGAUCUUUGGGGGAAUCUCGAUCUCGACAAAGCCGCCCUCCAAAACCGUUUUAUCUUCAUCGAUGGCUUAACAUCCCUCUAUCUACCACCUUCCUCAUCUCCCACUCCCUCCUCUACAUCACAAAAUGGCUUUAUCCUUACCGACCCCUCCUUACCCUAUAUAUCUCAAAUCCUCACUAAAGCCAUAACCACCCUCUCUUCCUCGUCCUCCUCCUCCAAAACCAUCCUCAUACUCGACUCUCCCUCCCUCCUCCUAGCCACUUCCCCCUCCCCCACCACCACCCUCCCCCACCUCACAACCCUCCUCCAUCAGCUCCGCACCCUUGUGCACGCCACCAUCAUCACCCUCCCUAUCGAUACUCCUUUUCUCCACCAUUCCCCCUCCUCUUCCUCACCCUCUUCACAAACCUCAUCUACACCCACACCCCUCCAAACCACUUCCUCCACCUUCCUCACCUCUCUCGCCCAUAAUUCCGAUCUUAUACUCAGUACGCGAUUACUUGAUACCGGGGCUGCGAGGGAUGUUAGUGGGGUUUUACGGAUUACUGCUGGGGGUGAUGGUGGUGGUGAUGGUGGUGGUGGGAAUGGAGGGGAAAUAGAGGAAAAGGAAUUACUUUAUUAUGUAUCAGGGGAUGGGAGUGUGAGGGUAUUUGAACGGGGUCAAUAG